Oenanthe melanoleuca is the source of this 1670-nucleotide messenger RNA. RefSeq names its product proline rich 15 like (gene PRR15L). NCBI's taxonomy places the organism in Eukaryota, Metazoa, Chordata, Aves, Passeriformes, Muscicapidae. The transcript has 2 exons. The record is from RefSeq and is a predicted model, not a curated record. The coding region runs from base 483 to 785 and encodes 100 amino acids.
GUUUGGGAGCGAGUUCACCUUGACGGGAACACCGGGACAGCGGCAGGUGAGCGGCACCUGCCCGCGCUGGGCCCCCGGGACACCCCGGGACACCCCGGGACACCUGAGAUACACCUGGGACACCCCUGGGACACUCCUGGGACACCGCCGGGACACCUCCAGGACACCUGAGACCCCCCCGGGACACCCCUGGGACACUCCUGGGACACUCCUGGGACACCGCCGGGACACCUCCAGGACACCUGAGACACCCCCGGGACACCCCGGGACACCCCCGGGACACCUAAGACACACCUGGGACACCCCUGGGACACCCCAGGACUUUACUGGGAUACCCCCAGGACACCUGAGACACCCCCGGGACUCUCCUGGGAUACCCCUGGGACACUCCGGGAUAUCCCUGGGACAUUCCCAGGACACCUGAGACACCCCCGGGACACCCCCGGGACACCCCCGGGACCCCCGGAGGCGGCAGGAGCAGGAUGGCAGACGGGCACGGCUGGUGGAAGCUGACGUUCCUGCGGAAGCGCCAGGCAGCGCCCACGGUGCUGUACGAGAGCCCCGACACGGGGCACGGGGCACCGGGAGGGGACAGCGCCGAGGGGACAGGACCGGAGGGGACACCGGGCUACGCCGCCCGCCUGGAGAAAAUCGUGGACAAAACCACCAAGGGCAAACACGUCAAGGUCUCGCACUCCGGGCGCUUCAAGGAGAAGAAGAAAGUGAGGGCGACGCUGGCCGAGCAUCCCAACCUGUGCGGGGCCGGCGAGCGCGAGGAGCAGUGAUGUCGCCGAUGUCGCCGAGCGGAGAGGACUCAGGGUGGGAUUUAUCUGUGGGAUGAUCCGGGAGCCUGCAGGACUGAGCACGGCCAUCCCCGCCCCUCCCCAGCUCCCCAGCGCUGACUGGUUUAUACUGGGAUGACACUCCCGCCAUGGCCCGCCUGGCUCUGCCCCAAUCCCAUUUAGUAUCCCCUCCUCCCGUCACCUUUUGUGCCCAAAUCCCCUCCUCCUGUCACUUUUUGUGCCCAAAUCCUCUCCUCCCGUCACUUUUAGUCACUUUUUGUGCCCAAAUCCCCUCCUCCUGUCACUUUUUGUGCCCAAAUUCCCUCUUCCCGUCACUUUUUGUGCCCAAAUCCUCUCCUCCUGUCACUUUUUGGUCACUUUUUGUGCCCCAGUCCCCUCCUCCUGUCACUUUUCGUCAUUUUUUGUGCUCCAAUCCCCUCCUCCCGCCACUUUUUGUGCCCAAAUCCUCUCCUCCCGUCACUUUUAGUCACUUUUUGUGCCCCAAUCCCCUCCUCCUGUCACUUUUUGUGCCCAAAUUCCCUCUUCCCGUCACUUUUUGUGCCCAAAUUCCCUCUUCCCGUCACUUUUGGUCACUUUUUGUGCCCCAAUCCCUUCCUCCUGUCACUUUUAGUCACUUUUUGUGCCCAAAUCCCCUCUUCCCGUCACUUUUUGUGCCCCAAUUCCCUCCUCCCGUCACUUUUUGGUCACUUUUUGUGCCCCAGUCCCGAGGGGCGUCCUUGCCGAGGACACUUUCCUGACCCUGCGGGGACCGGAGGAUUCCAGGAGGAGCCGCAUUCCGCUGGAAUCUCUCCCUGGAAGUGGGGAGCGCACCCCGAGGCUCCUCGCGCCUGCUGCUAAUUAAUGUGGUUAAUAAACCGAGCCUGGGGG